Molecule: messenger RNA, 1296 nt
Organism: Pochonia chlamydosporia 170
Lineage: Eukaryota; Fungi; Ascomycota; Sordariomycetes; Hypocreales; Clavicipitaceae
Product: sarcosine oxidase
Exons: 2
Coding region: 1-1296 (431 amino acids)
Molecular function (GO): flavin adenine dinucleotide binding; L-pipecolate oxidase activity; sarcosine oxidase activity
Source: RefSeq, a predicted model, not a curated record
AUGUCCGAUAACACACCUGCUAAAUCACAAUCCGUGGUAAUUGUUGGUGCCGGAGUGUUUGGACUGUCAACAGCUUUGGAGCUGACAAAGCGAGGCUAUACUAAUAUCACCGUGUUAGAUCGCUAUUUGCCCCCGGCGGUUGAUGGCAGCAGUGUGGAUAUAUCACGAAUCAUCAGAUUUGACUAUGGCGAUCCAUUCUACAGCAAGCUAGCCAGAGAGGCAGUAGAAAUAUGGGCAGCGGAAUACCCUGACCACUAUCACCAAGUUGGGUUCGUCAUGCUCAACGAGAAAGGCGGAUUUGAGUACACGGCCAAGUCAAAGCAAGUCGAUGAGCAGUUGGGCAAGACUAUUGAAGAGUAUGCAGAUGCAACUCAGAUGCGUUCAAGGCGCCCCGGUAUCCCUGGCAAGCUUGAAGGGCUGAGUGCAUACUACAACCCUAAAGGAGGAUGGGCGGACGCUGCAUCCAGCAUCGCUCAACUGGCAGCUCGUUGCAGUGUUGCAGGUGUUUCCUUCGUCACUGGUCGACGAGGAACUGCCAUUUCCCUUAAUUACCAGAAAGCCAGGGUUGUGGGAGUGAAUGUUCUUGAAGGGCCUCCGAUACACGCUUCGCUUGUGAUCUUGGCAACAGGAGCAUGGACAAAUCACCUCUUACAAGUCGGACAUGCUAGCUCGGCAUCAGCGCAGCCUGUUGGAUUCAUUCAGUUGACGGAAGAAGAAGCUGCACGUUUGAGAAACAUGCCAGUUAUGAUCAACUCGAAUAAGGGGGUAUUUGCAUUUCCUCCAACGCCGAGGUCCAACAUCCUCAAGGUUGCUCGUCAUGGCUGGGGAUAUGCCACAAAAGUCAAGGUUGAUGACGGCCACUCCCCAGCUCGGGUAAUUUCAUGUCCACAGCGAGACAGCAACAAUGCUCGCAACUCUUACAUGCCAGAAGAUGCUCAAGAAGGGCUUCGUGAUGGUUUGAGAGACCUGGUUCCCGAAUUUGCUGAGCGACCGUGGUCUCGGCUGAGAUUAUGCUGGUAUUCCGAUACUCCGGAAGGAGACUUUGUUGCAGACAGACACCCUCAAAUUCCAGGGCUAUUUAUUGCCACUGGUGGGUCGGGACAUGGAUUCAAGUUUCUCCCAGUUCUUGGGAAGUACAUUGUAGACUGUUUAGAAAACAAGGCUCCAAAGGAACUGAGAUGGAAGUGGAGAUUUAGACUGCCCUCCGGAGCAGGCGAUGUGGUCAAGGUUGGAGAUGGGAGCCGUGGUGGACCGCCUCUUAGACUUUUAACUACAGUAGAACAAGCCAAACUAUAG